GCAAAGUCGGGCCAGGCUUCUCCUUGGAUAUGAGUGAUUUGGCCUUCUUUCUUUUCUCUGUUAAUAAAUGUCUUUACUGCGCACUUGAAUUACUUCCCGUCGUGGAUAAGAAUGGCAGGCCUGAGUCUCUCGCAAAUAAGGCCACUGUACUGGGCUAUAGCUUGGUCACUGUGCCAGUUCACAGCCGUCUCCGGCCAGUUUUUGACCAGUCUUGUGCCCAGGCAAACAGGCUCCCCUGGUAGCCGUCCAUGGGGCCCCGGCCAGGGACCCCCUCCUUGGGCGUCGAGUUGGCUCAUAUGCGCAGGCCACACAGACUACAAUGGAUGCGCGCCCUUCCAAGGCAGUGGAUGCUGUCCUCAGGGACUGGCGUGUCAAGCCGAUGGCUACUGUGUCGCUGGCAUUACUACCUCCACCACAUCGACGGUGGUCUGCGACAAAGGCUGGUUCGGCUGCUCAUCAGGCCAGGGAGGAGGAUGUUGCCUGAACGGACAGGUGUGCGGCUCCGGAGACUGUACCUCCUAUGCGUCGGUGACGACGACAUCCACUUCUUCUGCACCUGACGGCCACACGACUGUGGCUAUCAGCACUUUUAUUUCGGCCGCUGUGACGAACCAGAUAGACCCGAAUCUGACCGCUAUCAUUUCAACCGUAAUUUCAGGAACGGAGACAGUUCCCCAAUUAUCAAGAACCCUGUUCGGCAACGACGCCUCCACGGGCAGCCGGGAAAGUCAGGCGGCGGCCACAAGUACUGGGAGCAGUUCAUCAGGGGGGGAUACGGGAUCCAGUGUCACCGGAGAGAGACUAACAGCCGGUCAAAUUGGAGGCAUCAGCGCAGGCGCCGUGGUGGGCUUCUUGCUCCUGGUAGCACUGGGCUGGCUGCUCGUGCGGCAUCUGAUCCGGAUCUCCCGCUUUAUGGACAAGUUCAACAGUCAAACUCGGGAACGGCUUGGACAAUCAACAGCGCAGGGGAGAGGAGAGCACAAGAAAGAGGAUGAUUUGAAAAUACUGAAUGAUAGCAAUGGCGGCGAUAAGCAAUUGCCAACUGAGCUGUCGCCUCAGGAGAGACCACAGCUACUUGACGAGUGGGGGAGACAUGGGAGUCGGGGGAAUGAGCUCGGCGGCCAAGAAGCGCAUCAUAUAUCCGAACUUGAUGGGACAAGUGUAAAUAGAUAACCAGAGCCCGGAGGUAUCGCGGAUGAUGCCGUGUUUCUUUGAACUAGGAUGGCGGCCAUAAUGUUGGCCAAGGGUGGCAGGUGUUUAUCAACACGGCCGUUAGUAAAGGGAGGAUUUCAAGUAAUAACAGAUUUGAUGACAGACCCAGGUAAAAGGAUUAACACCAUGGAAUACCGUAAUGUUG
Diaporthe batatas is the source of this 1357-nucleotide messenger RNA. RefSeq lists its product as uncharacterized. The transcript is spliced from 2 exons. NCBI's taxonomy places the organism in Eukaryota, Fungi, Ascomycota, Sordariomycetes, Diaporthales, Diaporthaceae. The record is from RefSeq and is a predicted model, not a curated record. The coding region runs from base 112 to 1173 and encodes 353 amino acids.